GUUGGCAGCGCGCUGACGUAGCGCUGUCAAUCGAUGCGACACGGUGACAGCUGUCAGUGUCAGUUUGAAUCGUCAGGCAUCCAGCGACAGUGCGAAUUACCAUCGAAAUGUCGUUUUCGGAGAAGAUCGCGACAUUGAUGGCCCGUCCAGGCCAGGACCCGGUUUCCAAAGACGACGUCCCAUGGUGGAUGAAGUACCUGGGAAGAGGAGUAGGAACUGUGGGCAGUUUCAUUGCGAUUUUAUUGGGUGUCUGGAACUGUGUUGCUAUUUUGGUUGGCAGCGCGACUGCCUUGAUCGCGGGCAUGUGGCAGAUCCUGGCAGCCUUCGGGGUGCUGUGCUGCGAGGCCCCCUGCUGUUGCAUGUUCGUGGACCACGUGCAGAGGCUGAGCGAGUGGGUGGACAAACGGCCUUAUUGGAACAGGGCUCUGGGAUAUGUGAUAAUAUCUAUUCCGCCGAUUAUUUUGAGUCCGGGCUUGGCGACGAUUUUCGGCAGCGGUCUAAUUUUCACCACUGGGGUGAUCUAUGGGAUGAUGGCGUUGGGGCGGAAGGCGUCUGCAGAGGAGAUGCGCCAAACGGCCGCCGCAGAUGCCGUCCCCGCCCCUGGUACAAACAGACCCAAUUCCUUGCACUCAAAUUUGGUUGCGAACGCUCAACCCAUCAGUUUUACUGGACCUCCGCUGUACGACAGCAACGUUUGAUUGGAUUUUUCCGUUAGUUCUAAGUGUCUUCUCCAAAAUUAAAACAACGUGAAACCAUCGGUGUAUGUAUUUCGUAUAAAAUGUAACAGUUAAGAUUGAUACUUCGACUUAUCGUCCUUAUUAAAAAGGUAUUUAUUUUGUAAAUCGUA
Messenger RNA from Zophobas morio, 847 nucleotides. It is a transcript of the gene fwe, whose product is annotated as flower. The transcript has 5 exons. Gene Ontology annotation, cellular component: membrane. NCBI's taxonomy places the organism in Eukaryota, Metazoa, Arthropoda, Insecta, Coleoptera, Tenebrionidae. The record is from RefSeq and is a predicted model, not a curated record. Gene Ontology annotation, biological process: vesicle-mediated transport. Bases 108 to 698 code for a protein of 196 amino acids.